AUGACAAUUGUAGUUGUUAUAAAAAUUCGAGCAUUUCAUAUCAAUGUUAAAACUCUUUUAUUAAUCACACUUUUCCAAUGGUAUGAAUCAAUUUAUGGAAAAUGGGUUUUGAAACCUUAUGUGAUUGGAAUAUCAUUUAUUGGACAAAAUCAAACUUUUAAUGUUUGGUGGGAUGAUGAUAGUUCAAGAUUUGUUCAAAUUUCGAAGCAAGAAAUGAAUUGUCCAAUAUUUCUAGCUGGUUUUAUUUAUUGGCAUUAUAUUACUUCAUUACUUCAUGGCUUAUUUGUACUUUCCAUUGAAAGAAUUUUUGCGUGCGUUUUUAUUGCGUAAGUUAGGGGAACUUAGGUUUAUCACUAGGGGCUGUUAGCCCCCAGGCGUAACAGUCUUCUCAUUUAUUUCAGUUUCACUUUUUUCUGUGAAUUUAUACAAAAUUUCAAGUUUUUUGAUAAAAAAAUGACUCGUGGCAAAAUCAGGAAGGCUUCCUAAUUUUGCCAUGGAUGACGUCAUCAAUCAAUUUUUCGAAAAAAAUUAUUGAAUCUCUUUUUUUAUUUGCAUAAUUAUAGACAUGACCGUCAAAAAAAUUCGGGCCGAUUUUUUCGAUUUUUUUUUUGAAAAAAUUCGGGCCGAUUUUUUUUUUGAAAAAACUCGGGCCGAUUUUUUCGAUUUUUUUUUUGAAAAUACUCGGGCCAAUUUUUUUUGAAAAAACUCGGGCCGAUUUUUUUUUUGAAAAAACUCGGGCCGAUUUUUUUUUAAAAAAAAAACUUGAUUAAACGAUUAAACCAAACUUCUCGAGCUAUUUUGAAGCUUACACUUCCACGCUGAAAGUUUUUUGAUCUACCCGAUCUUGAAAAUCGGAAAGAGAUGGUAAUUAAUCAAUUUUUUUUAAUUAGAAGCAAAAGAAAACAAAAUUUUGACAAAUUUCAGCUUACAACCCACGGUUUUAUUCAUUUCAAAAAACAAAUUCGACUCAUAAAGUUCUCAAAAAAAAAUAAAAAUCCCGUUUUCCAAUACAAAAAAAACUGCAAAUAAAAAAAUCUAACAAAAUUUCCGCCUUCUCAAAAAAUAUAAAUCAAUCAAAAAAGUGAGACGUUCGUAGUUGAAAACAGCUGAAAAAUUCUUUCAAUUAUCUGAAAAUCAGAAAAUCUUCAGAAACUACGAAAAAAAAUCGCGUCCAGCUCUUCUCUUUUCGCUCAUCACAAUGUUUUUCACUCUUCCAACAAUCACAACACUCAUAAGCUAUCACAAUAUUUAUCCAUUUUUGCAAUCAUUUUCAAUUUGCUUUUUCUCAAAUGUUCUCGCAAUUAUCAUACUUAUCCUAACUUUUCAAUAUAAUAACAAAUUAUUAGAGAGAUUUAUGAGAAUUGGAAAUAGUACAAAAUAUACAUUGGCUUCGAGAUUUCAAGCAAGAGAAAAUCGACGAACUUUUCGAUUGUUGUUCAAUUUUUUGAUCGCCGCAUUUUUCCUGGUUUUCACAUCACUCAUUCUUGUUUUAUUAAUGGUUUUUGAAAUCACACCAAAUUAUCAUUUAACAUAUAAUUAUUUGCUUGAAAAUAUCAUUCAUUUGUAAGUUAUUAUAACUUCCUUGGAAGGUUACUUCCUCAUGAAAAAAAAACUAAUUAAUUUUCAGAUAUCCUUUAAUCGUCUGCCCUGUUAUCAUAACAUCUGUCGAUCGAUAUUUGAUGUUUUUCAAAAAGGCAUUCAAUAUUAAUCGCAGGAAAACAGUUCCGAUGAAAGUUCGCAAUUCAGUUGGAGAAACUGAUUUAUAUUUUAGUCAAUUGAAAAUGUCUUGGAAAUAA
Messenger RNA from Caenorhabditis angaria, 1796 nucleotides. Lineage: Eukaryota; Metazoa; Nematoda; Chromadorea; Rhabditida; Rhabditidae. The record is from the annotation of a GenBank genome assembly.